Messenger RNA from Dromaius novaehollandiae (emu), 9848 nucleotides. RefSeq names its product RAD54 like 2 (gene RAD54L2). The transcript has 22 exons. Gene Ontology annotation, cellular component: nucleus. Bases 305 to 4729 code for a protein of 1474 amino acids. The record is from RefSeq and is a predicted model, not a curated record. Lineage: Eukaryota; Metazoa; Chordata; Aves; Casuariiformes; Dromaiidae. Gene Ontology annotation, molecular function: ATP hydrolysis activity; ATP-dependent chromatin remodeler activity; ATP binding.
GGGGAACCUUUCCUCCGCCCUGCGGAACCUUUGCGGCGGAGGCGCCUGUUGCUGCCCGGGGGAUCCUGCGGCUGCUCCGGCGGGGGGUGGGGGGACCGGACGCUGGGUGAUGCGGCCCCCGAGCGGCGGCUGAGCGCCGAGGCGAGCAGGGAGGCGGCGGGCCGGCGGCCGCAAGCUCCGGGGCCCGCCACCGCGCCGGGGCGCCGCCGCGGCCCGCAGCCCCCCACCCCGCCCCACCGCCGGCCGAGGGCUGCCUCACGGUAGAACAUGAGCAGGUAAUGCACAAGGAGCACCACUGGGAAUCAUGUCAGACGAGUCAAUCUCAGGGAGUGAUCCGGACCUGGACCCGGACUUGGAGCAGGAGGAUAUGGAAGAGGAGGAGGAGGAAGAUGAGGAGGAAGCGAUGGAGGAGGACAAUGAUGGGGAUGAUGAGGAAGACUUACUUGAUGAGAAUGACCAACCCCAGGAAGCUGUGUUCAGCAGUGACCAUGUUGAACACGCAGAGGAUGGAGAAUGGCAGCGCUCUACUUCAACUACCUCAUCUCAGAGUGAGCGGGCAGAGCGACUCUUGCAGAACCAGCACAAGAGCCUGGCCUCUGAGGACACCAAAAAGAAGAGGGCUCAGAAACCUUCUCACAUGCGGAGGAACAUAAGAAAGCUGUUGCGUGAGGACCAGCUGGAAGCCGUGACAAAAGCAGCCCAGCAGGAAGAGUUGGAGAGAAGGAAACGGCUAGAGCAGCAGCGGAAAGAUUAUCCAGCCACUAUUCCUACUGUACCCAUAGAGUUUCUUCCUGAGGACAUCGUUUUCCGAACAGCAGAGGCUACCCAGCUCCCCCCUCAGGUCUUGGCUGAGGAAGUGAUCUGCCUCGACAGUACCAGCAGUGGCAGUGAAGAUGAUGCUAAAGGGAAAAAUAGCAUUAAAGAUGAGGUGAUCGAGUUGAGUUCAGGAGAGGACGAUGCCCUACAGAUUGUAGACAGCAGCGAUUCUGGCAAUGAAGGGGAGGAGGAUGGCAGUGAAGAGAGCAGUGGCUCUCAUGUGAAUGAUGCCUUAAAUCAGUCAGAUGCUCUGGGGCAAGUCAUUGUCAACAUCAACCAUCCACCAAAUGAGGAGGACAUUUUCCUGGCUCCCCAGCUUGCCCAUGCAGUAAAACCUCAUCAGAUUGGUGGAAUCAGAUUCCUGUAUGACAACUUGGUGGAGUCCUUGGAGAGAUUUAAAACCAGCAGUGGGUUUGGGUGUAUUUUAGCACAUAGCAUGGGCCUGGGCAAGACCAUACAGGUCAUCUCUUUCUUGGAUGUCCUUUUUCGGCACACAGAGGCAAAGACUGUUCUUGCCAUCGUACCUGUGAAUACUCUCCAAAACUGGUUAGCAGAAUUCAACAUGUGGCUCCCAGCACCUGAAAACCUUCCUGCUGAUUAUAACUCCAAAGAGGUCCAGCCCCGCACCUUCAAAGUCCACAUCCUGAAUGAUGAACACAAGACAACGGCCGCACGUGCAAAGGUGGUGAAUGACUGGGUGAUAGAGGGUGGUGUGCUGCUGAUGGGAUAUGAGAUGUACCGUCUCCUCUCACUGAAGAAGUCCUUUGCCACUGGCAGGAAGAAGAAAACAAAGAAACAAGCUGGCCCUGUCAUUAUUGACUUGGAUGAGGAAGACCGGCAGCAGGAGCUUCUGAAAGGGAUUGAAAAAGCUUUGUCUCGCCCUGGCCCAGAUGUGGUUAUUUGUGAUGAGGGGCACCGGAUAAAGAACUGCCAUGCCAGCACUUCGCAGGCCCUGAAGAACAUCCGCUCCCGCCGCCGAGUGGUGCUGACUGGCUAUCCGCUCCAGAACAACCUUAUUGAGUAUUGGUGCAUGGUAGACUUUGUCCGACCCGACUUUCUAGGCUCACGGCAGGAAUUCAGCAACAUGUUCGAGCGCCCCAUCCUGAACGGGCAGUGUAUUGACAGCACCCCUCAAGAUGUCCGUCUCAUGAGGUAUCGCAGUCAUGUCCUGCAUAGCCUGCUGGAGGGCUUUGUGCAACGGCGAGGCCACAACGUGUUAAAAGUUCAGCUCCCCUCUAAGGAAGAACAUGUCAUUUUGGUACGUUUAUCAAAGAUCCAGCGGGCCCUUUAUACGGAGUUCAUGAACCGGUUCCGAGAUGCAGGCAACAGUGGCUGGCUGGGAUUGAACCCACUCAAAGCUUUCUGCGUCUGUUGUAAGAUCUGGAACCACCCAGAUGUGUUGUAUGAAGCUCUUCAAAAGGAGAAUCUGGCAAAUGAGCAGGAUUUGGAUGUGGAUGACCUUGGCACAGCAAGUACUAAUUCCCGCUGCCAGCCUCAGGGAAUUAAAGUCAAAACAGAAAGUAAUGCUUUGGCAUCACCAGUUGGAGAAGCUACCAAUAGCAAGUUCCUCCAGAGUGUUGGCUUCAACCCUUUCCAGGAGAGAGCGAAUCAGGUUGUUACUUAUGAGUGGGCCAAAGACAUCUUGUGUGAUUACCAGACAGGAGUCUUGGAGAACUCGCCCAAGAUGGUGUUACUGUUCCACUUAGUGGAGGAGAGCGUGAAGCUUGGAGACAAGAUCUUGGUCUUCAGCCAGAGCUUGUCCACAUUAUCUGUCAUUGAAGAGUUUUUGGCAAAGAGACCAAUGCCGAGUCCUCCAGGCUCAGAUGGUGGGGUUCACAACUGGGUCAGAAACAUCAACUAUUACAGACUGGAUGGCAGCACCUCUGCCUCGGAAAGGGAACGCCUGAUUAACCAGUUCAAUGACCCCAGCAACACGUCUGUCUGGCUCUUCUUGCUGUCCACACGUGCUGGGUGUUUGGGUGUCAACCUCAUUGGAGCAAACAGAGUGGUGGUGUUUGACGCUUCUUGGAACCCGUGCCAUGAUGCCCAAGCCGUGUGCCGAGUGUACCGCUACGGGCAGAAGAAGCCAUGCCACAUUUACAGACUGGUUUCUGAUUACACCCUUGAGAAGAAGAUCUAUGACCGUCAGAUCUCCAAGCAAGGCAUGUCAGAUCGGGUGGUGGAUGAUCUGAACCCAGUGCUGAACUUUACCCGACGGGAGGUGGAGAACCUGCUGCAUUUUGUAGAAGAGGAAUCUGACCCUGCUCAGCUCUCCCUCAAUCCAAGCAAGAUGAAGGAGUCUGUUCUACAAUUAGCCUGUCUCAAGUAUCCUCACCUCAUCACCAAGGAGCCUUUUCAGCAUGAGUCACUGCUGAUUGACCGGAAGGAGCACAAACUGACCAAGGCAGAGAAGAAAGCAGCCAAGAAGAGCUACGAGGAGGAGAAGCGAGCAUCCGUCCCCUACACCCGGCCGUCCUACGCACAGUAUUACCCAGCCAGUGACCAGAGUCUGACAAGUAUCCCUGCCUUUAGCCAGAGGAACUGGCGACCAGCCCUCAAGGGUGAGGACAAGCCGGUGGCAAGUGUCCGCCCAGUUCAAUCCACCCCCAUUCCUAUGAUGCCCCGGCAUGUCCCCAUGGGCGGUGCAGGAUCAGCCUCGAGUUCCAACCCUGCUGUCAACUUCCCCAUCAACUAUCUCCAGCGAGCUGGCGUCCUCGUGCAGAAGAUUGUCACCACCACAGAUAUUGUGAUUCCGGGUACAAACACGUCCACUGAUGUACAGGCAAGAAUCAGUGCUGGCGAGAGCAUCCACAUCAUUCGAGGGACUAAAGGGACAUACAUCCGGACCAGCGACGGGCGGAUUUUUGCUAUCCGGACCACUGGGAAGCCAAAGGGCAAUGAAGACCGUCGGACGGCUGCCUCAGGCUCCCAGAGCUCUUUGCUGGAGUCCACGAGCAACGGCAGACACAGUGCCUCAUCACCGCAGCUCCCCAGCGCGGAGGAGCUCACUCGGCCCAUAUCCCCCGACAGCCCCGAGAUCAUCAGCGAGCUGCAGCAGUACGCAGAGGCGGCCGCUGCCCGCGAGUCCCGGCACAGCUCUCCCAGUGCCAACGCAGCACAAGGCCACCCUGCCCGCACGGACAACGCGACCGGCUUAGCAGCCCGAGGAGCUGAGCAGCGCGCGGGGAUUCACUGCAUGGCUCCCUCUGUGUCUUCAGCCCUGCCAGCCACCAGCCAGCACGUCGAUGCCCACUCAGUGUUGGACUUACGGGGCAACAAGCGCAAGUCGACCUCGCCGUCGGCUCCGGAGGAACAAGCCCGCAGGCAGCAGAAAAAGCGCCAGUUGCCAUCGUCCGUGCAGCCGUACGAACACGGGUACCCCGUCUCUGGUGGGUUCGCCAUGCCUCCUGUCUCUUUAAACCACAACCUAACCCAUCCAUUUGCCUCCCAGCCAGGAAACUCCUUAUACAUGGGCACUGGCUCCUCUUACUACCAGCUGCCCAAUUUACUCCCAGACCCUCAUCUGGUGUUCCCUGUGACUACUGACCCUCUGCUGACAGCCAGCACCGCCAGCUCUUCUGCUGCUACCUCAGCCUCCGCCAGCGUCCCCUCAUUCAUGCUAAACCCUUCUCUGACGGGGGUGCUGCCCAAUUACUCGCUUCCCUUCACGCAGUCACUCCUGCCCGAGCCCAGGAUGUUUGCUCCUUUCCCAGCCCCCGUCUUGCCUAGCAGCCUUCCCAGGAGCAUGGCAUCUGCCUACCCUGGCUACAUGUCCCCUCACUCGGGCUACCCGGCCGGGGGCCUCCUUCGCUCCCAGGUGCCUCAGUUUGAACCCCAGGAGGUUCCGGAGGUGGGAUGCAGCUCCAAUGACGAGGACAAAGACGACGAUGUUAUAGAGAUCACAGGGAAAUAACGGGCCCAGCUCCUGCUCAGUCUCAGCUCAGCCAGGAGGCAAAAGUUGCAGGACCUUUUUGGGAGUCAGGAUUUCCCCUCUGGGCCUUGGCAUCGGGUGGAGAAGGAUGUGAAGGGGGUGGUGUGGGGUUUGUUUUGUUUUUUUUGUUUCGUUUUGUUGUUUUUUAGCUGUCAAGGAUCUGAACUGUAUUGGGCGCUGGGAGACUGGGGGGGAUAGAGUGGACCUGUGAGGAGGGCCGGGGGAGCAAGAGCCGGGGGAGGGAGGGCAACAGCAAUGCAAGCCGUAGGAGCGCCUCCCCCCCACGCUCUGUCUGUCCGUCUGUCUCUGUUCUCUGUCUUGUCUGGAAGGGGGAGGCUUGGCGUUGCGAGUCAGGCCUGGAGGCACAGGCUUGACCGCUGGCGGGGCCGGGCUCCCUCUCACGUGAACUGCCUUAUCUGUGAACUCGUCCCGCUCCAGGAGGCGCGGGCCGGCGGGGGGGAGCCCCGCAGAGGGGGGGAGGAAGCGUUUUUACUGGGGAGGGAGUGGGGGGGGGGCUUCUACAUUAUGUGUGUUUUGGGGGUGGGGUGGGGUUGAUGUUAGAGGGAAAAAAAACCCCACAAACAGUUUGUCAUCCUCCUCAAAUUGCAGUGAAGCUGGGCUGAGGGCUCCAGCCAGGCCCUGCUGCGGCGGGGAGGGCAGGGCAGGGCAGGGCAGGGCAGGGCGGCCGCAGGGCGCUCCCGGGGCCCUCCCGGAGGAGUCCCGUCCCAGGUAGGUUGAUCCUGUGGUUUCCACGUCGGCGGAGCAAGGCGCGCGGGGGCUGUUGCAGGGGAAUCCUGGUGACUUCCCCAGCUCUCUGCGAAGGGCACGUCUCGCCCUGCCAUGGCCCCACAGCCCGGGGGGUAGUUGGGCUCGCUGCUGCUUAACAGUCCCAGGCAGUGGAGAAGGUUGGAAAGGGAACAGUUGUGGACCCAGUGCCCGUUGCUGUUGACUCUGUGAUCGGAGCGACUUCCCCCGCACAGAAUCUCUACAUUAAUUUAUUUCAUGAAGGCAUAAUAUUUAUUGUUUGGGGGACUCUUUCUUUCUAUUUUUUAAAUUAAUUUCCAUGUUAAAAAAAAAUAAAAUGCUGGCCUCCAUCAUGCAGUGGUUGCUUGUCGGGUUGUCUGUGUGGGGAGAAGAAGCCGUUAGACCAAAGCCUAGUCUAGAAGCAGGCCCAGCUGCGGAGGUUCCCCCCAGCUGACUCGCGGUGUGUUUGCUGGAUGUGCCCCGCCAGGGAUCGUGCCAGAGCAGAGGAGCUGCUCCCCGUGUCUUGGAGCAGCUGGAGGGAGGCUGGAGUCCUCUUGUCGUGUUGGGGCAGGUGGAGGAGCACCUGCGAAAGCUUCCCGUGCUCCUCCCCGGUGAGGACGGGGCCUCGAGGUGUGACGAGCCGGGGAGGCCAAGCUCCUGCCGGGGAGCACCUUUCCCCACCCAGGGAGCGUCGCUGGCUCUAGCGCUCCUCCACCGGCGUACGCAUGUGCAGGGACUGGCCCGAGAACUGGAAGUGAAUAAAUUGGCUGCUCGUCCCAGCAUCAGGGCUCCAGUGUCUCUCUGGGAAGGGAGAGGCGUCGUGGUGUGAGUUACGCACUCGCAGCUGGGCUCUGCAUGUGUGUGUGUGUGUGUGUGUGUGUGUGCACGUGUACGCACAUGUAUGUGUGUGUGUUAGGGAUGGAGGCUAGAAACCGGGGAACCUCCGUGUCACAUCUGGUGUCAGCAGGCAGAUGUGCUCAGCUGUGUGGGAUGUCCCUGGAGCAUGGCCAGGCUCCUGGAGCAGCGGUAGCUUGUAAAGCAGCUUCCCGGGCUGUGGAAGCCGCAGUCGUUGGUGCUUGCUGGGACCAACUAGGUUUAGGAAGAGAGGACGGGAUGUCCUGACAUCCUGCAUCGAGGGGGCUCUGGACGAUGGGGACCUUCCUUCUUGAGAGAGAGAAAGAGAGCAAGAGGUGUGUGUGCGCACAUGAUACAAAACCAAUAAAAAUGUUAUGGGGCUUUCCUAGUGUCUUUCUCUGUUUAAUGGACAUUGUCUGUCAAACAUAACCACACCAUUCAUAGAAGCCUUAGAUCAACAGUUUAGCUAUGCAAAUUAUUUUAAUUAUUUUUUUUAAAGAAAACAAACAUUAAAAUAGUGCUUUCUUCUUUAACAUAUCCUAGGAGUUGAAAACCGAGGGGUUCUGAGCAAACUGCUGGACAACUUGUCUUUGGAUGCACCAUGGAAAUAAAAAUCAAACCCCCCCACAAAAGUAACAAAGCAAAUUAACUGAUGGUGUUCAUGCAAGUUUCUCCAAAGACUUGACAGUGCUGCGUCUGUGAGUCAUGCCCUCCUGUGCUCUGUGUGUCCACCUCGUGCACGAUCCUGUGCCACUGAUUGUAUUGCAAGCUUGCCCAGAUGUCUGUUGCAUCCCUGUGAGGCUGUCAGAUUUCCCGUGGAUUUGGGGAAUGGACCUAGGCAAGGGAUUUCCUUGUCGAGGGUAGCAAGUUUUGAGACCUGCAGGAGUGUAAGUGAGACCUGUGGGAGGCCGGUGUCACCUCAGAGCUUGAGCAGACUGUAACCGGAGCCCUGCCACAGCCUGGGUCCGCGGUGGCGGUGGGCAGGGUAGCUGGGCUCAUCCGAGUGACCCUCCCGAUUCCUCUUUGAACGGGGCUUUUCUGUGGCUCUGUCUGUGCUGAGAGGAGGCCUGAAGAUUUGGCUCGGGGCAGUAGGGCACUGUGGCUCUGGAUGCGGUGCCUGUGACUGCACGCUGUUUUUCUCUGCUCGUUGCCUCUCCAGGAAAGCACCAGAGACUUCCAGAGGGCCCCGGGUCCGGCACUGCACCGCGCGGGCCCUGGCGCGUUCCCUUCCGCUGGGUGACGUGCUCCUGGUGGGCCCCUGGCGUAGCCCGAGCCCCGUAACCGUAGGAGCUAGAGGCGGCUGGCGCUCGGCUGCUGUAGGAAACGUGCUGCGUGCCGCUAGGUGACAGCUUUGUCACGGGGGCUGGCGGCUAACCUUCCUGCGCGAGGGCGAGGUGCGGUGGCUCUCCAGGCUCCUCUGUGGCCCCGGCGGCUAGGAACCCCCUCACAACCGUCCCAUUGUGUGGCCGCCCCUGGAAGUGACCCACCGCGAGGGGCUUCCUCUGUUGCUGACAAACAUCCGGGCGGCCGUAGCGCGUGCCGCGUCCCUGCGCUGCGGGGCUGGCGGGAGCGGCUCCCCUGCUCAGUAAGUGCCUGAGUUGAGCCCCAGCCACCCUUCCUGAGCAUGGCUGGGCAGCGUGGCACCUCUCCACCCCACAUACCCGCCCCGCUUCCUGCCUAGCCCUUGAGAAACCCCCUUUCACGGGUGCAGGGUGCCCUGUCCCCUCGUCAGAGCCUCGGGGGAGAGACGGUCACAUCACCUGGGGCAGCAGAUUGCCGUAACACCCUGAACCACAACCACGGGGCUCCUCCAGGGACCGGCGGUUUCCAGGGCCGCUCCGCGCUGGCCAGGGGAGGCACGUGGCUGUGGGCACUGGCUUUCACGUGGCGCUGUAGGGAAGCAGGAAAGGAUUUCCUCCACACCAUCGACGCCACGAGGGUGUGCAGGUUAUCCAGGCUCUUUCUGAAUGGGGUGACCUCUCUGAGCCCUAACACCCCUCCUCUCCCAUGGGGUUCCCUCCUCCCUCAUCCCUCCUCCCAGACUUACCUCCUCUUUAGCAUAUAGCUGUGCUUUAGAGGGUCCUGUCUUGGUUUUCUGAGCCUGGAACAGGGGCUUUCCCUGCACGGGUCGAAUUUUUCUUUUGCUGCUGAAUUUGUCUUCAAUGAACUGAUGGAAGCAGCUGGCAGUUCAUGGCUGGGCUGCAGGUGACACUGAGGACAGCAGUGCAGGACUCUCUGCUGAGGUAUUUGGACACUAAGGAAGAUUUCUGAGCACAGCCCAGAGGCCGGAGCAGUCGCAUGCUCCCGAGGUGCAGCGAGCUGUCCCUUGAGUGAGCAUCCACCUCUGAGCUCUUCCCUUAGGCAGGAGCUUUCUGCUCCCCCUCCGGAUGCAGCAGGGACAGUCGGGCGAAGCUGCGCUCUGUACCACUGCAAGAUGCUACGGGGUGGGUGGGCAGUGACCCGGGACUGUGACGUGCCUGAGAAAAUGCCAGCCAUUCCCCAGGCUCAGUUGGGCUGUCAGCCAUCGCUCGUGAACCGGUGUGGUUCUCCAGGCAGCAGUCUCUUGGGCUCAGCGUGGCGGGCGUCUCAGGGAGACAGUAGUGUAGGGGCAGCGAAGCCUAGCCUGGCCCACACCCAGCGAGCGCUGGGGCAGGAUCUGCUGCGUGUUUGCUCCCAGGAGCACCUGGGAGAUUGAUGAGGGGGCUGCAGAUACUCGCAGAAAUACUUCCAGUAAGCGAAGGAUGGGACUUCCAUGGGUGCUUCACUAGAAAUUGCAUAUAUUUGACUUAAUGAUGUCAGCUAAUGACUAAAUGGAAGAAAAUUGCUGUUGGUUUAUGGAUGGCUUCCAGGCCAAAAGGGGCAAGUACAGCAAAUAUCUUCACAACUGCUGUUUCUCUCUACUCUAGGAUGAAGUUUGUUAAUCCAGUCUCAGAAGGGUGGGGGGGAGGGGGGCAGAGAUUCAAAGGGGAAUGUAGUCCAGCUAGAUUGCAUUGGGGAUGAGGGCUCCUUGCAAGCUGAACACAGCGCUCUGUGCAACGGGAGGACGCGGCGUGAGGGAGGGAGAGCAACCUCUGCCGCCUCCCAAACCACCACCACUACGCGCUGCCCGCGGUGGCACUGCUUUGUGGCUCCCACGUUGGUAGCACCCAGCUCGGAUCUGGAGUCUCUUUGGCAGAUCCACAUGUACAGGGGAGCCUGAAUGAAUCCACUGAUGAGUCUCAUUUUGGGUUUUGGGGGUUAUUUUUUUUUUCUUUUUUACUACCGCCUUAGUUUGUGGCCUGUCUUUUUGUGAUUGGAAAGAGGAGUAUCUCUAGCAGGGUGGGUUGGUCAGUUGGCCCCACGCAUGAUCAUGUGCUUCCCUCUUCUCUCUGUCAAGCGGGAUGUGCUCGCCUGAUCUCCCAGAACAGAGACUUUGAACAAUUUGUUGUUUAUAUGAUGUAUUUAUUUUUACUUGUGUUUCAUGUCAUUUUUUUAAAAAAUAAUAAAUUGUAAGUUGGUAUAA